This is a messenger RNA of Cooperia oncophora, 816 nucleotides long. The record is from the annotation of a GenBank genome assembly. Lineage: Eukaryota; Metazoa; Nematoda; Chromadorea; Rhabditida; Trichostrongylidae.
AUGAUUGGAUUUCUUCCCCUCUUUAAGGCGUUAACGAAGAGAAGCAAAAAACGUCGUAAAGUGAGUGCUGACAACGACCACGGUCUGUUUUUUUUUAUUUUGGAGGUUUACGCAAAAGUUUUACCUUUGAUCGAUUCCAAUUCAGCCGUUCAUAUCGAAAGAGCGAGUCGAGAAACGGAGAACACGAACACGAAGAAGAUGAACGGCGAUUCGGUGCCUGUCGAACCAGCGAAAACGGUGAAUCCAUCACCCGGAAAGCUUGAACCCGAGAUUAAGAUGAAUGUGGAAGAUAUUUCGAUGCUUCGGUCGGACUCAGUGAACUCCAUCAACACCACUUCAGGACGUUCAAGUCGGCUUGGACGGGUAUUCCAUGCGAAACACGCGAAAUCAGUCAAACAUCGUGGAAAUCAACCACGAGGAGAAGUGGAAAUGUCGAUUCGCUAUUCCGAUGCAUUAAGGAAGUUGGUUGUGCAGGUACUUGGCGCCCAGAACCUUCUACCAUGGGAAAAGGAUGGGCAAUGCAACCCAUAUGCGACGGCAAAAGUGAUAUCUAUCGAGAAUAACAAGGAAGUUUCGAAACGUAAGACCGCCGUCGUCAAGAAUACCUUGAACCCAAGGUUUGACAACCAUUUCGAAUUCGACAUGGAAGCCCAGGAUAUACAUAACUAUAAACUCCAAAUAACAGUCAAGGAUGAUACCAACUACGGGGCAUUUACUCCUAAACCGGUACUUGGCCAGAUCGAUAUCCGGUUAGCUACGCUGCCGUCCUGCCAACUCCUUCAGCAAUGGGUCCGACUCGAAGCGGAGCGAACCUGA